Cariama cristata (Red-legged seriema) is the source of this 3227-nucleotide messenger RNA. RefSeq names its product hypoxia up-regulated 1 (gene HYOU1). Gene Ontology annotation, molecular function: ATP binding; ATP-dependent protein folding chaperone. Gene Ontology annotation, biological process: negative regulation of hypoxia-induced intrinsic apoptotic signaling pathway; endoplasmic reticulum unfolded protein response; cellular response to hypoxia. The record is from RefSeq and is a predicted model, not a curated record. Gene Ontology annotation, cellular component: endoplasmic reticulum chaperone complex. Lineage: Eukaryota; Metazoa; Chordata; Aves; Cariamiformes; Cariamidae.
UGUCCGUGGCGGUGAUGUCGGUGGACAUGGGCAGUGAAUCGAUGAAGAUUGCUAUCGUGAAGCCCGGGGUGCCGAUGGAGAUCGUCUUAAACAAGGAAUCACGAAGGAAAACACCUGUGGCUGUUUCUUUGAAGGAGAACGAGCGUCUGUUUGGCGAUAGCGCACUAGGAAUGUCCAUAAGGACCCCCAAGGUGGCAUUCAGAUAUUUUCAGGACCUGCUGGGUAAGCGUAUCGAUAACCCCCAUGUGGCACUGUACCAGUCCCGAUUCCCAGAGCACGAGCUGGUGAAGGAUGAGAAAAGGCAGACGGUUAUCUUCAAGCUAUCUCAAACGAUACAGUAUUCUCCAGAGGAGAUGCUGGGGAUGGUCCUGAACUAUUCACGUGGUCUGGCUGAGGAAUUCGCAGAGCAGCCCAUCAAGGACGCGGUGAUCACAGUUCCUGCCUACUUCAACCAGGCGGAGAGGCGAGCGGUUCGCAUGGCUGACUUGAAGGUGCUGCAGCUGAUCAAUGACAACACUGCUGUAGCGUUGAACUAUGGAGUUUUAGGAGGAAAGACAUCAAUGCCACCGCACAGCUUCUCUUUUCAGAAUAUCAUGUUUUACGACAUGGGAGCAGGAAGCACCGUUUGUACUAUUGUUACCUAUCAGACAGUGAAAACUAAGGACUCAGGAACCCAACCUCAAUUGCAGAUCCAGGGCGUUGGGUUUGACCGUACUCUUGGAGGCUUAGAGAUGGAGCUUCGUCUCCGGGACUAUUUGGCGAAACUCUUUAAUGAUCAGCACCCUUCAAAAGAUGUCAGAAAAAAUCCCCGGGCCAUGGCCAAACUACUGAAGGAGGCCAACCGCCUGAAAACUGUCCUGAGUGCAAAUGCUGACCACAUGGCACAGAUUGAGGGGCUACUGGAUGACAUUGACUUCAAGGCCAAGGUCUCAAGGCAAGAAUUUGAGGAUUUGUGCUCUGACUUGUUCCAGCGAGUCCCAGGACCUGUGCAGCAGGCUCUGAGCAGCGCAGAGAUGAACCUGGAUGGAAUUGACCAGGUGAUUCUAGUUGGCGGUGCCACACGGGUCCCCAAAGUGCAGGAGGUUUUGCUGAAAGCUGUGGGCAAAGAAGAACUGGGCAAGAACAUCAAUGCCGAUGAGGCUGCUGCUAUGGGUGCAGUUUACCAGGCAGCUGCUCUGAGCAAAGCCUUUAAGGUGAAGCCUUUCGUGGUUCGGGAUGCUGCUGUGUUUCCCAUCCAGGUGGAGUUUACUCGUGAAGUUGAGGAGGAUGAUAAAUCCAGGAGUUUAAAGCAUAACAAGAGGAUUUUGUUCCAGCGCAUGGCGCCUUAUCCACAGCGCAAAGUUAUCACUUUCAACCGCUACACAGAUGACUUUGAGUUCUACGUCAACUACGGAGAUCUGUCUUUCCUGAGCCAGGAUGAUUUGCAGAUUUUUGGUUCUCUCAAUCUCACUACCGUGAGGCUGAAGGGAGUUGGGGACAGUUUCAAGAAGCACUCGGAUUAUGAAUCCAAAGGCAUCAAAGCUCACUUCAACAUGGAUGAGAGUGGAGUACUAAGCCUUGACCGGGUGGAAUCUGUGUUUGAGACCUUGGUGGAAGACAAGCUGGAGGAGGAGUCAACACUGACAAAACUUGGAAACACCAUCUCGAGCCUCUUUGGGGGUGGUGGCCCUACGCCAGAGACUGCGGAGAACCUGACAGACUCGGUUCAGGAAGAAGAAGAGAGCCUAGCCGAAACAGGUAAAGAAGAGCAGGGGGAGAAACAAGACCAGAAAAGCAGUGCAGAGGAUGUCGGUGAAGAGCAGGGAGAAGAGAAACAGCAGUCUCCAGGUCAAGCAGAAACUGCCCCUCCAAAAGCAGAGUCGCAGAAAAAGGAAGAAGGGGAGAAAUCAGAGUCUCAAGAUCCCAAAGAAAAUAGAGAAACUGCAAAAGACGAAGAACCAUCCAAAAGUUCUGGUGACAGCACAGUUACCAAAACAGAGGAAGAGAAGAAGAUCAAAGCACCCAAGAAGCAGAAGCUCGUCCAUGAGAUCACCAUGGAACUGGAUGUAAACGAUGUGCCUGACCCGCUGGAUGAUGAACUGAAGAGCUCGAUGAAAAAGCUCCAAGACUUGACGGUCAGAGAUCUAGAGAAACAGGAAAGAGAAAAAUCGGCCAACAGCUUGGAGUCAUUCAUCUUUGAGACCCAGGACAAGCUUUACCAAGAGGAGUAUCAGUUUGUCUCGACAGAGGAGCAGAGGGAAGAAAUUUCCAGAAAGCUUAGCGAGGCUUCCAGUUGGAUGGAGGAGGAGGGCUAUGCAGCCACAACUAAGGAGCUGAAAGACAAGCUUUCAGAGCUGAAAAAGCUUUGUAGGAACGUCUUCUUCCGUGUCGAGGAAAGGAGAAAGUGGCCAGAACGCUUGGCUGCCCUGGAAAGUCUGCUCAACCACUCAACCAUCUUUCUCAAGGGAGCCCGAAUGAUUCCAGAGUCUGACCAGAUAUUCACAGAAGUGGAACUGAGUACACUGGAAAAAGCCAUCAAUGAAACAAUGCUCUGGAAAAAUGAGACGCUGGCUGAACAGAACAAGCUCUCUCCUGCUGACAAACCUGUCCUGCUGUCCAAAGAUAUAGAGCUCAAGAUAGCAGCCCUGGACAGGGAAGUGCAGUACCUUCUGAAUAAGGCCAAGUUUGCAAAACCCAAACCCAGAAAGGAGAAGAACACCACAAAAACUGAUUCAGGCAAGAAUGCUACAGCAUCCUCUGAGACUGAGAACACUAUCCCUCCCACGGAGGGGAAACAAGAAGACAAACCUGAGGAUAUUCAUCCAGCCAAGGAACCUCCUACAGCUGAGAAAGUAGCAAUAGAUGGUGAGCCUGGAUCAGACUCUGGGUCCAAAAAAGAGAAGACAGAAGCUGGAGGAGAAAGCAGGAAAAACGAUGAGUUAUAACACCCCUGAAAACCCACUAGUGUCAUCAUCUAUUUAUUUCAUGGUUACUUUCUUGUUUUUAUAACGGACCUGGUUAGUCAUGAUGUAAAUGGAACAUGCCAAACAGUCUGACAACAAAAUGGGAUAGAGAUGUAAAUUUUUUUUCUGGGGAUUUUGCCGCUACUAACUUAGUGAAUUGGUUUUUGUUUUUCUUUUCUUACGUGUUUAAAGGUGGCAGUGUGCCCACCGAGAAUUGUCUCUGUUUCAGUACAGAAGUCACUAAAGUGACUUUUCUGUGGAGAGAAAGCAGUAAAGAAACAUCCU